AUGUCAGCCGAGAUUGCAGAAGUGUCAUUCGCUCCAUUUCUCCACGGGAACGGGGCAGACAGAAAAGCCGUUGCACAGGAGAUAUUCGAUGCAUUCUCAACAGUAGGAUUUGUUUACGUCAAGGAUCAUGGGAUUGCUCAAGAGAGAGUGGACGAAAUAUUCGGGCUUGCCAAGAAGUUCUUCGAUCAACCGCUAGACGUGAAGCGUCAAUGGAAGCUCCGAGAUCCUAGCGUGAAUCAAGGAUAUACUGGAGACGGUGACGAGAGCGGAAGCGAUGGCGGCAUUGAUCACAAGGAGUGUUACGAACAUCGCAGAUUCAAUAACGACCUGUGUCCCAACGACGAUGUGCUUCCUGGCUUCAAAUCGACGCUUGAUACCUUCUACCAGGAAUGCCUCGCCCUUUCCUUGAAUGUUCUGAAAUGCCUCGCCAUGGCAAUGAAGCUCGGUGAGGACUUCUUCGAGAAGAUUACAACGCGGACAAAUCCACAGUUGAGGCUCAUCCGGUAUAUGGAGAUAUCUCGAGGCAUCCUAGAACAAGAAGGCCACGCCCGCAUCUUCCCGCACACCGAUUUUGGCCUAUGCACUCUCCUCUUCCAAGACUCCGUCGGCGGCCUCGAAAUCGACCCCUACCACAACGGCGACUUCAAGCCCGUCACACCCCGCCCAGGCACCGUCCUGAUCAACAUCGCCGACCUCCUCCAGCGCCUCACGAACGAUCGCUGUAUUUCCACACGACAUCGGGUGGUUUCGCCACGGAUUGAGGGGGAUUUGUUGCCGGCUAGGUACUCGAUUCCGUUCUUCGUGCACCCGGAUCCGGAGACGAUGAUUGAGCCGGUGACGCUUGCUGCGGAUGAGGUCAAGAGGUAUGAGCCGGUGAAUGCGGGUGAGUGGAGGAUUGCGCAUACGAGUAAGGAUUAUGGGUUGGGGGAUGGGCAGAAAGUGGCUGUUGCGGCGGCGUGA
Molecule: messenger RNA, 960 nt
Organism: Cyphellophora attinorum
Lineage: Eukaryota; Fungi; Ascomycota; Eurotiomycetes; Chaetothyriales; Cyphellophoraceae
Exons: 3
Coding region: 1-960 (319 amino acids)
Molecular function (GO): dioxygenase activity
Source: RefSeq, a predicted model, not a curated record